GCAGUGGGAAGUCUGGACUCUCUGGGUAUUACUACCAGGGUGUGUGGCGACCACUAGGUGGCACCAAAGUCCACCAAUUCAACAACUCCUCUGCCAUCAGUCAGUGUCUGAAAGGAAAGGUGGUCCACAUGUAUGGAGACUCCACCGUCAGGCAGUGGUUUGAGUACUUUGAUGCUUCACUUCCAGAUGCUAAAGAGAUAAACCGGAAUAAUCCGAAGAAAUCAGGACCUUUCAUGAUAUGGGACAAUGCAAAAAACAUCUUGGUGAAGUUCCACUUACACGGUCCUCCUCUGAGUAUUUCCGUCCUUAUCCCAACCAGUGAGCUGCGUUACAUUGCCAAUGAAAUAGAUGAUGUAGUUGGUGGCACCAACACAGUUGUAAUUUUUGGCAUCUGGGCCCACCUCACUCCUUUCCCAAUGCAAUUCUACAUCAGAAGGCUUUACGGCAUCCGCAGGGCGGUGAUUCGUCUGUUAAACAGGGCUCCAGACACGCUGGUGGUCAUCAGGACUCCAAACCUCAGAGGUACAAACCCCAAUAUAUUUGCCUUUAAUGACUGGUAUGCUAUUCAACAGGACAAGGUGGUCAGAGCUGUGUUCAAAGGACUUAAUGUUCAGCUGGUGGAUGCCUGGGAGAUGGUUCUGGCCCACCACCUGCCUCACUACAUUCACCCACCUCCUCCCAUCAUUAGGAAUAUGGUUAACAUUAUAUUGUCCCACAUGUGCCCCCAAUAGUGCAUUUAAUAAUAAUAAUAACUUUAUUUAUAUAGCACUUAUCUAAACAAGGUUACAAAGUGAGUUUAGGUGCUCUGAUGGCAAAUGCCCGGUCGCCCUUGGUAACCAGCCUUGAUCUAGGAUCAUUUACUCUUGAUGAUCUAAGAUUUGGCUCGGAGCAUAAGGGGUUAAAAGUUCUUUAAUGUAAGGGGGGGAGGCUAGACUGUGUUGUGUUUUAAAAGUUUUUAAAAUAAUUUUUAAAUCGACCCUGUAAGUAACGGGCAGCAAAUGGAGGGAGGAAAGGAUUGGGGUAAUGUUGGACCUGCAGUUUGCAUUUGUUAAAAUCCGAGCAGCUAUGGAAAGCCGAUUGAAGAUUUAAUAGAAAUCCUUGAUAUCAAAGCUCAGUUUCCUGUACUAGUCAAGUCUUUG
This is a messenger RNA of Labrus bergylta (ballan wrasse), 1139 nucleotides long. Lineage: Eukaryota; Metazoa; Chordata; Actinopteri; Labriformes; Labridae. The record is from RefSeq and is a predicted model, not a curated record.